Molecule: messenger RNA, 5657 nt
Organism: Rhincodon typus (whale shark)
Lineage: Eukaryota; Metazoa; Chordata; Chondrichthyes; Orectolobiformes; Rhincodontidae
Product: interleukin-1 receptor-associated kinase 4
Exons: 9
Coding region: 103-1137 (344 amino acids)
Biological process (GO): protein phosphorylation
Cellular component (GO): plasma membrane
Molecular function (GO): ATP binding; protein kinase activity
Source: RefSeq, a predicted model, not a curated record
GAUUUAUAAUUUUACUUAACAGAUAAAGUACCAUUGGCUAUACCAUCUGAUUCAUUAGCUGAAAAAAAUGAUAACCCUAUCUGUGACUCAGCCUAUAAGCCAAUGCUACAGGUCUCUAAUAAUGAACAUACUCACCACUAUCCAGACAGCAGCACUGAGAAAGAAACUGCCUUACUGGCAAACAGUUCAGCGCCACCAUGUUCGUCUUACGAUUGUUCAGAAACAUGUCUUCACAAUUUCAACUAUUAUGAAUUGAUGCAGAGGACUGGUAACUUUGAUGAGCGUCCAGUAUCACUUGGUGGUAGUAAGAUUGGUGAGGGAGGGUUUGGAGUUGUGUACAGAGGCUACAUAAAUAACAGAAUGGUGGCUGUGAAAAAAUUGACAGCAGCACUGGAUCAGCAUAAUGUCAGCAUGGGGGAGCUGAAACUUCAGUUCAGUCAAGAAAUUAAAACUUUGGCUAAAUUGAAAAAUGAAAACCUGGUUGAGUUACUUGGCUUUUCUAAUGAUGGAGAACACCCCUGCCUGGUUUAUGCUUACAUGUCUAAUGGAUCAUUGCUGGAUAGAUUGGCAUGUCUGGAUAACACAGCUCCACUUUCUUGGAAUAAAAGAUGCAGUAUUGCUGUAGGUACAGCCAAUGGAUUAAAAUAUUUACAUGAAAAUAAUCAUAUCCAUCGUGAUGUUAAAAGUGCAAACAUCUUGUUGGAUGGUCUGUUUGUUCCUAAGAUUUCAGACUUUGGUCUUACUCGAGCAUCAUCAUGUUUAACACAAACAAUGUUGACUGAGAAAAUUGUCGGUACAACUGCAUACAUGGCACCAGAGGCAAUGCGUGGGGAGAUUACUCCAAAGUCAGAUGUUUUUAGCUUUGGCAUUGUCUUAUUAGAAUUAAUAACAGGACUUCCACCAGUUGAUGAAUCUCGUGAACCACAAUUACUGUUUGAUAUCAAAGAAGAAAUUGAAGAUGAAGAAAUGUCUAUUGAGGAUUACACUGAUAAAAAAAUGCAGGACUGGGACUCUGUGACAAUUGACAAAAUGUAUUUAACUGCAAGUCAGUGUUUAAAUGAAAAGAAGAAUAAGAGACCAGAUAUUAAAAAGGUAUAUAAUUCAUUGCAAGAGAUCUCUUCAGUUGCUUCAGAAUGAGAUGAAGUUUUGACUCUCUGAUGCAAGUCACAACAAAUGUUAUUGAGAAUACAGCAGAAAGUUUGGAUCUCUGAUAGCCACAUUAUUCUGGUCAGUGUUGUUUGAAUGUGAGAUGAGGAAUCUUAAAUUGGACAUCGGUGACUGAGAAUUGGAAACUCGCCACCUUGUGUCUGUUCUGCCAUUUGAUAUAAUUGUGGUCGAUCAGGUUGUAGUCUUUGUUGCACUUCCCUGUCUACCUCUCAUAACUAUAUCUAAUAUCUGUCUAGCUCUUCCUUAAACUCAAAUGUCCCUGCCUCUACUGCUUUAUUGGGAAGAUAAUUCUACAUACUAACAGUUUUAUGAAAGGAAAAAGAUCUCAUCGCCUUAAGACUGAGACCUGUUAUUAUUAAACUGUAUCUCUUGGUUCUUGUCUCCUGCACUGAAGGAAACAUCCUCCCUGUAUCUACCCUGUCAAGCCGCCUCAAAUAUUAUGUGUCUUAUAAGUUCACGUCUCAUUCUUCUAAAUUCUAAUUGGUAUAAAAUCUAUCAUCAUAAAAUAAGCCCUUCAUCCCAAGAAUGAGUCGAAUUAAAAACUGAAAAAGACGAAUUGACCUUCCAGGAACUGCUUCUAAUGCAAUUUCGUUUUUUUUAAUAAGCGAACCAAAAUUGUCAAACAGUUCUAUAGCCGGCUCUAUACAGUUGCAAUAAAAUUUACUUUUAUUUGCCAUAAUGCUUGCAAUAAAUUCCAGCAUUCCAUUUGCUUUCCUAAUCAUUUGUGUGUUUGCAUACUAACAUUGAGUUUCACAUAUCAGGACACCUAGUUCCCUCUGGGUUUUGCAAGCUCCCUCUAUUCAAACACUGCUUUUGUAUACUUCCUGCCACAGUGGACAAGUUCAGGUUUUUGACAUUGCGUUCAGUCUGCCAGGUUUUUGCUCACUUACUCACUUAUUUGUGUACCUUUGCAGACUCUCUACCAACUAUUGACAACUUACUUUCUUGCCUCCUUUGGUGUCAUCAGCAAAUGUAACUACUAUACAAUUAAUACUUUCGUCCAAUUUGUUGUAAAUUGUUGGGGAUCCAACACUGCAUCAUGUGACAUUCCACCACUUGCUGUUUGCCAAUCCAAAAGGUGCAUUUAUUUCCAAUUCCCUAUUGGUGACCAAUCCUUUAUCCAGAACAUAAGAACUAGGAGCAGUAAUAGGCACCUCAACCCCUUGAGCCUGCUCUAUCAUUUGAUAUAAAAAUAGCUAAUCUCACAUCAGUCUCAACUCCAUUUUCCUGCUCGCUCCCAAUGAUCCCUUAACCCAUUAACUCAAUACUAAUUGAAAGUCUGUCUUCAUCUCUGUCUUGAAUCUGCCACCCCUUACCUUUUAAAACUGUGACUUCGCAUUCUAGAUUGCCCCACAAGUGGAAGCAUCUACUGUACAUCUACUUUGUUGAUCCCCUUCAGCAUCUAAUAGACCUCAAUUAAAUCUCCUCAACCUUGUAAACUCUGGGGAGUAUAGGCUUAAACUGCUCAAUCUCUCCUUAUAUGACAAGCCUUUCAUCUCUGGAAUUAAUGUAAUUCAGAGAAGGCUCACUGUCUCCAAUGCAGUUAUGUUUUUCCUCAAGUAUCUGUGUUAAUAUGUUACCCCCCAAUAUCAUAGAUUAUUACCUUGUGGGAUAACCUUUGAUGCAGAACUUUAUUAAAUGCCUGUUGCAAAUUUAAGUGCUCCAAAUCUACAGGGUCCCCCUUAUCCAUUCUGUUUUCUUCAAAAAAUGCUAAUAGUUAUAUAUGAUAUCACUUUCACAAAGCUUUAUUGAUUCUGCCUUAUCACAUUAUAGCUGGAUACUUAGAAAAUCAUAACCUCAUCAUUAUGGAUUUUCACAAUUUCCCGAAGGCAGAUGUUAGGCUAACUAGUGUACAGUUGCCUGCUUUCUGUCUCCUUGCUUUCAUGUAUAAAGGUGUUAAUGUAAUUUGCAAUCCUUUUGGUUUCCUUUCUGAAUUUUGGGAAUUUUGGAAGAUCAUAAAUACCUUAACUACCUUUGCAGGCACUUCUUUUAAGACCUUAGGAUGGAGGCCAUCUGGUCUGGGGUAUUAACCAGGCUUUAAAUCCCAAUAGUUUUCCCACCACAUUUUUCCUGGUGAUGUUGAUUGUUUUGAUGCCUUCCCUCCCUUUCUUUGUGUUAGUAUCUUUCGGAAACUUUGUCUUCUACAGUGAAGACAGACACAAAGUAUCUAUUAAAUUCACCUAACUUUCCAGAGAAAGAACAGUAGUUAUAGUAACUCUCUUCCUUUUAAGUACAUGUAGAAACUCUUACCUUUUGUUUAUAUAUUACAGGCUAGCUUUUUCUCAUACUCAUUUUUUAAGCUAUACUUUGGUCAUCUUUUAAGAACUAGCAAUCUUUUGAUCUUUACAGAUUUGUACAGUUUUUCUUUCGAUUUGACGUAAUCCUUAACUUCCUCAAAUAGCCACAGAUGAUGUCUCUUGCUUUCUCACUAGGAUAAAUCUUUACUGAGAGUUAUUAGAAGUCUUAAAUCUCUACUAUCAUAUAUUUUGAUCUGUUUUCCCAGUUCAGUUCAGCCAACUCUGCCUUCAUAGUUAUUUCUUAAUCAACCUGUUCAGGCUUGUUAUGACAUACUCUGGAACAGGUGGGACUUGAAGCCAGGCCUUUUUGCUGGAUUAACAUAAACUUCAAUAGGGAUUCGGUCAGUCAGUUUAAAUAAAACUAAGGAGUGAACAUGAUAUAUGAAGUAAAGGCAGGUAAAUAGAAUUGAGGUACAAAUGAAAUAUGGUUUAACAGAAUUACAGAAUGGGCCCGGCUGAAUUGCUUGCACAUGUGUAUAUAUUGGCAAUAUUUCUGUAAUCCUUCCAUAAAAUCUGAAAAAUAUAUUCACUAAGUGGGCCCCAGCUCAAAGGUAAAAUACUGUAGAUACUGGAAACCUGAAAUAAAACACAAAAAAAAUGCUGCAAAUCAGUUCCACAGUAGCUGGGAAAUGGUGGUGGUGUACCCAUGCAUUUUUUAGUCAAUUUUCUUCUAAGCAUUCAAGGUUGUGAAUUUGGAAGUGCAGUCAAAGGUAUGUUGGCAAGUGCUGCAGUGUAUCUUGAUUUUGAUGCACUGCACUGCAUCAAUGGUGGGGUGAAUGAAUAUUUAACAUAGCAGAUUGAGUGUCAGUGAAGUUUUUCUUUAAAUGGUGUUGAUCUUGACUGUUAGAGACUUGCUCAUCCAAGGGAGUGAAGAUGUAUUCCAUCACACUGAUUUGUGCCUUUUACAUGAGUAACAGACUAUUGUGAGUCAGAAGAUGAGUUACUUAGCGCAGAAUUUCCAACCCUUGACUGCUAUUGUAACCACUUUUUUUUUACAGCUGGUUCAGUUAAGUAUCUGGGCAUUGGUAACUUCUAGGCUGUUGAUAGUGAAAGGUCUUUUUCUUCAGUCUUUGUACUUGCAUUAAUGCUCUUCUUGAGCUAAUUUUUUAGAUUCCCAAUUUAAAUAUUUCUAACCAGUGUACUCAAGCUUGAUUCUCUGCUUUUUAGAUGAGUCAGUUUUGGUUAUCUGUUUAUCGGCUGAGGUUGAUCUUUUUUUGUUUCCGAUAAUUACUUUUAAACUUCACAGAUGCUCUUGGUCUGCAAACGGUAUUUAUAUCAUUUUAGUUACAAUUUUGCAGAGCAUGAGAGUUCAGUUGUGUGUCCAAAGCAAAAAUAGUUUUCACGGGCGUAUCAAUCUCUCUUAUGAACUGAGAUUUUCACCCUUUCACACAAUGUAAAUGAGAUGUCGAUGAUAACCUGGUUAUUGUGUUAUCUUUGCAUUAUGUGGGUUCUUCUAUCCAUUUCAAGAGAGUAAAUGUCAAAGCAUGUUACUUAAGUUAAAACUAAUAGUCAAAUUUGUUUACAAUCCAAUAUAAUUACAGAGAAGGGACACAGCAAGUUAGUAGUAAUAAAGUACUAAAACUGUUUUUUGUAAUAACUAAGUGCAACUUGUUUUUUUAUUGUAAUACUACCUCACUGAACUGCUAAGAAAUUAAAAUGAAGUUUAUGAUUAUUGUGAUCAUUGCAUGAUAAAUCUAUCCAUUACAAAUUGAUUUUAAUGCUCCUUCCACGGACCACGUGGACAUAAAUACUAUUUUGACAGCCUGCUGUACAACUUAGAUUUCUAGUUCUAGAACUGACUGGUCAAUGCUUUUCUAAUAGAAAUCUGACUUCUCUUGGACUCAAGUGUUGUUGCUGAAAUUACAUUUGCAACUGCUCAACUUACCAACUUUCCUGAUGAAUUAGCAAGCAUAAUAUUUUAAUGCUAUUGUACUUUUGAAUGUAGCCAUUUGCAAGUCUAAAUACUGAUUUAAUAUGUACAUAGAAAAUUAUUCAUGGCUUAUUAUGAGCUUAAGUAUAAUUUAGACUUUACGUUAUCUCUAAAAACAUUUACAACAUUGAGAGAAUUGUGAUGUUGAUUAGUGAAAUAUUUAUUUCAUUCACAUUGUGUUGGAUUAAAGAUUGCAUAUGUGCCAGAUUAUUUGCAAUGCAAAGUGCAACAGUUUUUUGGUUUAUAAAGUCAUGAUGGUAUUA